Messenger RNA from Dictyostelium discoideum AX4, 162 nucleotides. RefSeq lists its product as hypothetical. Bases 1 to 162 code for a protein of 53 amino acids. The transcript has a single exon. The record is from RefSeq and is a predicted model, not a curated record. Lineage: Eukaryota; Evosea; Eumycetozoa; Dictyosteliales; Dictyosteliaceae.
AUGAACUUUCCAAAAAAAAAAAGGGGAAAAGGUGAAACAAUUGAUUUAAAUUCAAUCAAUUCACUAAUUACUAAAAAAAAAAGAAUAUCAAAAAAAUUAAAAACUAAAAAAGAUGAAGAGGAUAAUGAAAAUAAUAGACCAAGAAAUUCCAAAAGAGAGUGA